Pseudocercospora fijiensis CIRAD86 is the source of this 2770-nucleotide messenger RNA. RefSeq names its product glycoside hydrolase family 2 protein. Lineage: Eukaryota; Fungi; Ascomycota; Dothideomycetes; Mycosphaerellales; Mycosphaerellaceae. Gene Ontology annotation, molecular function: beta-mannosidase activity. Bases 10 to 2511 code for a protein of 833 amino acids. Gene Ontology annotation, biological process: carbohydrate metabolic process; glycoprotein catabolic process. The record is from RefSeq and is a predicted model, not a curated record. The transcript is spliced from 2 exons.
GCGAGAGCUAUGAAGACGAUCGAGCUUGCGGAAGGCUGGUCGUUCAAGCAGACGCACUCUGAUGAAGAAUGGCUCCCCGUCUCAAGGGUGCCAACGAAUGUGCAUCUCGAUCUGCUUGCCCACAAGAAAAUCGAGGAUCCCUUCCUGGGCUUCAAUGAGCUCAAAUGCGAGUGGGUUGGCGAGAAGUCAUGGACUUAUAAAGUCCAAAUCCCCGCGCCAGCCAGAGCUGAGGCUGGCACAAGACAUGUUCUGGCUUUUGAUGGACUCGACACCUUCGCCACGGUCAAGCUAGACGGCAAGAUCAUCCUCGAGAGCGACAACAUGUGGAUCAUGCAUCGUGUCGAUGUAACGCAAGACCUGAGAUUCGACGCAGCCACAACACUGGAGAUUGAGUUCAAAUCAGCCAUGCUGGAAGCCCGUAAGAUAAAAGACGCGCAUCCAGAGCAUAAAUGGGUUGGCUUUAAUGGUGAUAUGGCUCGGCUUGCAGUGCGAAAAGCUCAGUACCACUGGGGUUGGGACUGGGGUCCAGUCUUAUCUCCAUGUGGGCCAUGGCGUGCUGUGCGCCUCGAAACAUAUCAAGCUCGCGUGGCCGACAUCAGAGUCGAUUAUGACAUCGAUGCCUUGUUUCAGAGUGUUUCCGGAAGCAUCACAGCAACGAUCGACGGCGAUUCCGGAGACGCCGUCCAUUUCAGCAUCUCUUUUGACGGGAGAGAGGUGUUCUGUGCAGUCGCGACGCCGAAUGAAAGCGGCCUUGCAAAAAUCAACUUCCACCUCCCAGAACCGAAGCUUUGGUAUCCUCAUGGAUAUGGCGAACAGCCGCUCUACACCGUCACUGCCAAGGUCACGGCUGCUGAUCAUGAGCUCCAUACGCUAGGCAGAAAAACGGGGUUUCGCAAGGGUGAACUAAUACAGGAACCAGAUGACAUUGGAAAGACAUUCUACUUUCGCAUCAAUGGCAUUGAUGUCUUUUGCGGAGGCUCAGACUGGAUUCCUGCGGACAGCUUCACGCCACGAAUCUCGAAAGAACGGUACAGAAGAUGGCUCGAGAUGAUGGUCGAUGGCUAUCAACUAAUGAUUCGAAUAUGGGGCGGUGGCAUUUGGGAAGAGGACAUCUUCUACGAGACUUGCGACGAACUCGGCGUUCUUGUGUGGCAAGAUUUCAUGUUCGGCUGUGGCAACUAUCCCUGCUUUCCCGAGAUUUUGAAGUCGAUCGAGGCAGAAUGCAUAUGUCAAACCAAACGGUUACGACACCAUCCUUCCAUUGUGAUCUAUGCUGGCAACAACGAAGACUACCAGGUACAAGAGCAGCUCGGCCUGACCUACGACUACGAAGACAAGAAUCCCGAGAGUUGGCUUCAGUCGGACUUCCCAGCUCGCUACAUAUACGAGAAGCUGCUCCCGGAAGUAGUAGCAGCUCACGUGCCGCACGUCCCGUACCAUCCAGGAUCGCCAUGGGGGGACGGUAAGAUCAGCUCAGACCCGACGGUCGGGGACAUGCACCAGUGGAAUGUCUGGCAUGGCACGCAAGAGAAAUACCAAAUCUUCGAUACGCUGGGCGGACGAUUCAACAGCGAGUUUGGCAUGGAAGCCUUCCCGCACAUCGACACAAUCAAAUGGUACGUCACCGAUGCGACGCAGUUGUACCCACAGAGCCAUAUGAUCGACUUCCACAACAAGGCCGAUGGACAUGAACGACGAAUCGCAACUUACCUGGUUGAAAAUUUUCGGACGGCAACGGAUCUUGAGAAGUACAUCCAUCUGACGCAGCUCAGUCAGGCAGAGGCGCUGAUGUUCGGAUAUCGAGGCUGGCGGCAGCAAUGGGGCCAGAAGCGCUUCUGCGGCGGCGCUCUGCUAUGGCAGCUCAAUGACUGUUGGCCGGUAACAUCGUGGUCCAUCGUAGACUACUUCCUCCGCAAGAAGCCGGCGUACUAUGCCGUCCGCCGAGCAUUGGCGCCAAUCGCCGUUGCUGUCAAGCGUGAGCAUCACGACUGGAGUGUCGUCCAUGCACGGCCUGCAAAACGUCUUCGCUAUGAGUGUUGGGUUGCCAGCUCCAAGACGAGUGAUGUGCAAGCGACGAUUGAGGUGCGGUACAUCAGUAUUGCAAGUGGCAAGGACAUCAAAGACAGAUGUGUCAAAACGGACGUCACGAUCGGUGCAAAUGGAACGACGGAGAUCUUGAAGGGCACCAUUGACAACGUGCAGGAAGAGCCGCAUGUCCUUGCCGCACGUAUAUGGGUGGAGGGCGAAAUAGUGUCGCGAGACGUGGACUGGCCGCAGCCUCUGAAAUACCUUGACUUCUCCGGUCGGGAGGUGGAUGUGAUGCCGGCAGGCGACAAGAUGGUCAUCAGCGCGGGCAAGCCAACCAAAGGACUCGUGUUCGAGGAGAGAGAAGGCAUUCUUGUCGAUGACAGUGCCAUCGACGUGGUGCCCGGAGACGAGCAGGUCGUCACGGUUCGAGGUCUUGGAGCGCACGAUCAGGCUUUGAAGUGGACGUAUCUCGGGGCCGCAUGACGAGAGCGGUGCAUGGCUCUGGCUCAGCUGCCGGUCGGACGUGCAGCCGAUUUGGGCCAGGCGACAUCAAAUGCUCGCCUAAUCACCUUCUAAAAUUUAGCUAGAAUGGAACUAGCCGGACGCUUUGCCGAGGGCCCGAGAUGGCCGGUGCAACGCUAGAAUAGGCUAGCGUCUGCUGCACACUUCCAAGGCGGGGUUCUCAGCACUAAUAAUAAGUCAGCAGCAUGUCCAACAGACAAUUAUAACCGUGCAGGGUCUG